Messenger RNA from Alternaria atra, 2790 nucleotides. RefSeq lists its product as uncharacterized. The transcript is spliced from 4 exons. The record is from RefSeq and is a predicted model, not a curated record. Lineage: Eukaryota; Fungi; Ascomycota; Dothideomycetes; Pleosporales; Pleosporaceae. Bases 1 to 2790 code for a protein of 929 amino acids.
AUGGCUAGCAUUAGCUCUUCCCGUCGUGUCUGCGGCUGUUACGUAUUCCACCCAGAGACGUACGAGCGGACUUACCUUCCUCAAGUAAAGCUUGAUGCUCACACAACAAUCUUUUCAACGGCCGCCCGCACCGUCCUGACGCAGACAUUCGUCAACCGUUCGAGGGAGUCGUUGAAUGAGAUCCGAUACGCAUUUCCGUUGUUCGACGGCGUGAGUGUUGUCGACUUCUUCUGCCAAAUCGGCGAACGCACUAUCUACGGCCUGGUCAAAGAGAAGAAUGAAGCCAAAAAGACCUACGAGGAGGCCAAGAAGCGCGGCGAAAGCGCAGCGCUACUUGAGCAACUGCCUGACGCGGCAGAUGUCUUCACAACUGCUGUUGGUAACAUUCCAAACGGCGCAUCUGUACACAUAUCCAUCAAAUACAUCCAAGAGUUAAAGCACGAUGCCGAAGUCGAUGGUAUAAGACUUACCAUCCCUGCGUCGAUUUCACCCCGUUAUAGAUCCUAUCCGGGCAAGCUCCAAGAAACCUCUGCAGACAUCGAUUCGAAGGGGAUCUCAAUAACAGUCGAUGUAAGGAUGGCGCAAGGUAUCCCUAUCAAGAAAGUUAUAUCCCCAUCACACCCCAUUGAAGUUACCCUCGGAUCGCUCUCAACGAGCACUAUGGACGAAGAGUCUUCGGUUUCGAAAGGCUCCGCAACCCUCGCCUUGGGUACCACCGAAUUCGAGAAGGACUUUGUUUUACAGGUGGUUGCAAAAGACGUUGGGAUACCUCAGGCGAUCCUCGAGACACACCCAACGCUCCCCAAUCAGCGCGCGUUGAUGACGACAUUGGUGCCGAAAUUCAACCUCAAGUCGCAAAAGCCCGAGAUCAUCUUCAUCGCGGACCGUUCGGGUAGCAUGGGAGGCCACAUAUCCACUCUGGUCUCGGCACUCAAAGUAUUCUUGAAAUCGAUCCCCAUUGGUUGUUCGUUCAACAUCUGCUCGUUUGGGAGCAGUCACUCGUUUCUUUGGCCAGAGAGUCAGACGUAUGGCCAGGAUACACUUGCAAAGGCUAUCCAACAUGUCGAAACGUUUGGGGCAAACUUUGGUGGGACAGAAACUCUCGCUGCGGUCAAGGCUUGUUUCGAAGCUCGCAACACUGAACUUCAAACCGAACUCAUGCUACUUACCGAUGGCGAUAUCUGGUCACAAGAACAGUUGUUCGACUACAUCUCCAAGAAUACGAAGAAUGGAGACGUUCGUGUAUUCCCUAUUGGAAUAGGUGGAGUUGUUUCUACUGCGCUCAUUGAAGGUGUCGCGCGAGCGGGGAGAGGUUUUGCGCAGAUGGUCGCAGACAGCGAAAAGCUCGAUAGCAAGAUCGUUCGUAUGCUUAAGGGCGCACUCACGCCACACAUCAAAGACUACUGUCUCGAAGUCAAGUACGAAGAUGACAGCGUCGAUUCUGUUACCGACAGCCUACGUGUUGAACUCAAUAUUGCCGAUAAGGAGGGAGAGCAAGAGAGAGCCACUGUCUCCGAUGCGAAGCCCAUCUCACUCUACGACCCUGACGCCCAAGAAGAGCAUCCCAAGGAUGGCGAGUCCAAGGACAUAUUCGAAGGUCUGCCCGAGCUCAAGCGCCCGGUCUUCUUGCAGACACCCCAUGAAAUACCGUCGCUCUUUCCGUUCAAUCGUACAUGUGUUUACCUGCUGAUGUCUCCGGAGUCAUCGCAUCUACAGCCGAAGAGUGUCGUACUUAGAGGUACCUCACCACAAGGUCCACUGGAGCUUGAGAUACCGGUUGAAGUGCGAGAGGAGGCUGACGAAAUGAUUCAUCAGCUGGCGGCGCGCAAAGCAACACAGGAACUCGAAGAGGGCCAUGGUUGGCUGUCCGAAGCUGCCGUUGGUGAUACCGGCGUACUAUUCAAGGACAAAUAUCGCGCCCAGUUCCCUCUACUCCAGAGACGCGAGGCUAUUCGUCUCGGCGUCGAGUUUCAGGUCGGCGGCAAGUAUUGUUCCUUCGUAGCCGUAGAAACCAACGAGACCGAAAUUGUCGAGAAGCGUAGCAAAGCACUAGACACGAUGCUGAACCGGGGUGAUGAGACAGAUGACAACGAUUGGGAGGUCUUGGAGGAUGCGCCAUCGGCAGGCUUCUCAGCGUUCGCACAAUCUUCUCCAGGCGGCGGUGGUGCUCGCUCUGCAGGGAAAGGCUUGGGUCGAGGCGGCGCUAUGCGUCACCGCAAAGUUGCUCCUCAAGUUCGAGCUGAAACUGAUUGUGAUAACGUGACUGGUUUGAAAGUGGCAAAGCUUGACGAGGCCAGUUCGGAUGAAGACUUGGGCUUUGCCCUGAUGGACAACGACCUCGAUGAUUCUGCCGUAUUUGCAGUUUACUCGCCAGUGUCGCCUACUUUACCGAACAGCAAGAGGCAGAAAAUGGAGGAAACCGGUAAGAACAUGGCUCCUCACAUGUUCUUUUCGCAUCCUGACAUGAAUCCAGGCACCCUCCUCCAGCGUCUCAUCGCGCGUCAAUCUUUUGAAGGCUCGUGGGUGGCUAUUGAUAAGCUACCUUGCGAUGAGAUGAAGCUUGACCGCGAUGCUGCUAGCAAAGCCGUUGCUCAACUUACCGAGACGAAUGCUGACCGCAUUCUGGCUACUGCGACCGUGGUCCUCUUUCUGGAGAAAAAGAUGCAGGACGAAGAAGAGACGUGGGAGUUGGUUGUUGAGAAGGCGCGUGCGUGGCUUGAGGGCGAGGUGGCAGAGGAUGUCCUCGCUCAAGUAUGGCAAUUGGCUGAGGCCGUCAUUGAGAAGAUUUGA